Messenger RNA from Podarcis muralis (Common wall lizard), 4436 nucleotides. The record is from RefSeq and is a predicted model, not a curated record. Lineage: Eukaryota; Metazoa; Chordata; Lepidosauria; Squamata; Lacertidae.
GAGGAGGAGGAAAGACAGGAUGGUAUAAAGCAAGAGACCAGACACUGCUCUGCCACAGUUGCUCUGAGGUCCUGGGAGAGAGACGGAGUACACACUCUUCUUCUCGCUUCUCGUCUGCCCGCCUCUCCUAAUACUUGAAAUAAGAGACUUCGCCACCCGCAGGUUCCAGAGGAGUAAAUAUAACAAAGAGGGUCUCUUUCGCCCCUCCUCCUUCAUAUUUUGCAAAGAUCUGUUGCACAGACCAGAAGAGAUCCCUUUGUGGAGUGUUUCUUCUCUCAUCCCAAUUCCACUGAGCAGAAAAUGGCCAGAAGUCCCACUCUGACUUGGACUGUCGUACCAUUUGGGCUACUCUUCCUAGUCCAUGGAAUCCAUUGCUUUUUCUUGCCCAAUGCUACCGAGUUGGAAAGCAUCCUCAGUAAAUACCAGGAGGAGGAGCCCCACUCAAGGACCAAGAGAGCCAUUUCUCGAUCGGACAAAGAAGAGAUUCUAAUGCUUCACAAUAAACUGAGAGGUCAAGUCUACCCUUCAGCAUCCAACAUGGAAUACAUGAGAUGGGACGAUGAGCUGGAGAGAUCGGCCGAGUCCUGGGCCCAUGAAUGCAUUUGGGAUCAUGGGCCUGCCACCCUCCUUAGGUCUAUUGGUCAAAAUCUGGCUGUUCACUGGGGCAGGUAUCGCUCUCCAGCUUUCCAUGUCCAGUCUUGGUAUGAUGAAGUGAAAGAUUAUACCUAUCCCUAUCCCCACGAAUGUAAUCCCUGGUGUCCAGAGAGAUGUUCAGGACCGAUGUGCACCCACUACACACAGGUGGUCUGGGCAACGACAAAUAAGGUUGGCUGUGCUGUGAACGUCUGCAAAAGGAUGGACGUGUGGGGCCAAAUCUGGGAGAAUGCUGUCUACCUGGUCUGCAACUACUCUCCUAAAGGCAACUGGAUUGGAGAAGCACCUUAUAAAAACGGCAGGCCGUGUUCUGAAUGCCCGCCUAGCUAUGGAGGAAGGUGCCAGAAUAAUCUCUGUUACAAAGGGAUGAAAAAAGAUGAUGGUUAUGUCCAAAAACCCGAGACCGAAGAGACCAACGAAGUGGAGACGCCCCAGGUGUCGGACAGCAAACCUGUGUGGAAGCCCAAAGCCACAAAACCUGUGAAAGAAAAGCCAACCGCUGUGUCUUACAUGACACAAGUGAUCAAGUGUGACACCAAAAUGAGGGAUAAAUGCAAAGGAUCGACAUGUAACAGAUACCUGUGUCCUGCUGGCUGCUUGAACAAUAACGCAAAAGUGUUCGGAACCUUCACCUAUGAAAGCUCAUCCAGUAUAUGUCGGGCUGCCAUCCAUUCUGGGGUGCUGGAUAACAGAGGAGGCAUGGUAGACAUCACCAGGAAAGGCAGAGCAGAUUUCUUUGUGAAGUCUUCAAGAAAUGGCAUCCAAUCAUCAAGCAAAUUCAAACCUUCUAAUUCCUUCAUUGUUUCGAAAGUCACAGUGCAGACUCUGGAUUGUUACACCACAGUAGCGGAGCUUUGCCAGUUCAAGAAGCCAGCCACUCAUUGCCCAAGGUCUUACUGCCCAGCUUACUGCAAAGAUGAGCCAUCCUACUGGGCACCUGUGUAUGGCACCAACAUUUACGCAGAUAAUUCCAGUAUCUGCAAGGCUGCUGUGCAUGCAGGGGUCAUUGGGGACAACGCUGGCGGGUACGUGGACGUGAUGCCUGUGGAGAAGAAGAAAUCCUACAGUGGCUCUUCAAAGAAUGGGAUCCAAUCUGCAAGCUUAAAGACACAGACAGAAGGAAAUGCCUUCCGAAUCUUUGCUGUGAAGCAAUAAAUUUCCAAGAAGCAGAACCCCGUCUGUUGGGAGGAGGAGGAGGCGCUAUUCCUAGGUGAUGGGAAGUCCACACAUGAUGGCGGUCGGUCCUGGCAUGCAGUGCGACGAAGUCCUCUUGGUCAAAACUCUUUCAGGGAUGACAAAGACUGCUGCCGGAAUCACAUUCUGACUUAACUAUCCACAUCCCAUUGGUGUCAGCUCAGUGUUUUAUUAUUAUUAAUAUUACUUUCAAACAUUUAGGGUCAGAUUUUGAGAGCGGAGUGUUCAACACCUUAUUUUCUGGUGCACAGCUUAUAUUGCUCAAAGACAAGAGUUUUGCACUUCAUGGAAUGAACCUACCGCUUAAGGGUGAAUGUUAGCUUGAAUAACUAUGGAGGCCUUGCUAUGUGUGUGAUAGUUUGUGUGUGUGAUUGGGUGUGUUGGAGUGCAGGAGACAGAGAGAGAGAAUCCAAGUCUCUUUGGAUUCUUUUCUUGGGUUAACAACAGGUCCAUUAAGUGCUGUGCUGAAACAACAUGUGGUAGACUGUUCUGUGGAUAGUUCAAAAGACACACCUAGCUGUCGGAAAAACAAAGCUGCCUUUCAAGAGAGCACCAUCUCCAUAAACCGGGAAUUUCUCUCAAACAAAGGGAAAAAAUGUGGAAUAGCUGGGUUUGCUGGCCAAACAAUUGCAGGAAGUUAGGAAGGCUAGGGGUGUUAAAAAUAAAUCAAGGAACUAGAACUCCUGUCCAGGCACAUUUCGAUUGGUAGUACAUUAGACAGCAUUGUUUUAUUUACAAUUACCUACAAUUUAUUUUAUUCAGCAGAGCUGGUCAUAUCUUAAUUAUGCAGUGAUCUCUAGAAGUUGAUCUUUAUUUUGUUAGAAACUUACAGAGCGUUUGCUUUGCCCCUGUUUUUGUACAGAUGUGGGGCUUUAUUUUAUUUUUAUUAUUAUUAUAAAUAUUAUGUAUGUUGGGGUUAACCACAACAUAUAUAUUAGAGAACUAAUAGAUCUGGUUUGUUUCCUUGUAUUCAGUAAGUAUAUAGUUAGAUCCCAUGCAGAUCUCAACUGUCUCCAUGAUGAAUGGAGUUGUAACAUUCACCCAGGUAUUUCAAGGGUUGGAUUUUAAUCAUUUAUCAUUCUCACCCCCCUAUUAAAACCUUUUAAAAUCCAGCCCAAUCCACAGCUGGGAUCCAAAGAGUGUGCUUUUGUCUGUCUGCUGGGAAUUUGGACAUAGCAGUUCCUCUAAUGUCCAGGCUCUGAGUAUCAUAGAAAGCUUGAAAUUUUUAAAAUUUUAUUUUAAGGAAUUCAUUCCAGUUCCAGUUCAUUCCCUGCAAAGAGGGACAAAUUCCAUUCUGGUUCAAUUAACAUAUUUAUAAUAAUUCAUAAUUCCUUCAUGUAGUCCUAGGUGUUAUUCUUUUCCUCUAUCUCUCUAGACAUCAGAAUUUUUAAAAACUGCUCUGGAGAAGUAUAAAAUAGAAGAAAACAACAAAACACACACACACACAGUGCAAUGUGGGAAAAAAUUAAUUCACAUUUGGUUCACCUGGAAAUUAUAGGAACUGCUUUCUGGUGUAGUUCAGAGAUAGCUGGAUUAAUUCAGUGAAGUAGUUCAUUCCGAGCACUAAUGUGAUCACUUAUGUAACCAAAAUGGCACCAUCCAUAUAUAACAGAAGUAUCAGUGGAUCUGGAGGGAACCCCAAAGUCUGCAUAGGUUCAACAUAUCUUUAGGUUAAAAAAAAAAGUAGAAAAGAGGCAAUGCUCAUGCUCAUUUGCCAUGGAAUGCUGACUAAGGAGCGGGUGGGUCAGAAAACAUGGGCGAGGGGAAAUGGAAUGGAGCAGUAGAAAUCUUGAACAGUGUCCCACGCCACAACAUUUUAUUGCAGGACACUCUGAAUAUUGGCGUCUCAUCUCAUGCCAUAUCACAUUCUGCCAAAGAUUAUAAUCUGAACAUUUAGUUUCUAUUUAUUUAGAGUGAAUCUUUACAGGAAGCAAUAGUUGUUUCUUUGCUUUUAAAAAUAAUGAUGCAGAUGAUUAGAUAAGUCUGUGCCUUGGUGAGCUUUGGGAUCCUGGACUUCAAGGAAUGCUUGUCAGCUGUGGUGCUAAAGUGGUGCUAAUUAGGGGUAAACAGAAUUACAUCCCACCCCCAUAGCUGCCCCAGGAAUUGUCCCCCAUAAACUGAUUUAAUAUUCCAAAAAGUCUUUUGAACAAAGGAGGGUGUGUGUGUAAUACACAGACAUUGUUGUUUUAUCCAAAAUAUACCAGUGGGUGCAUUCAGAUAUAGAACAACUACAACAAAGAAUAGCCUUUCCAUUCCUGGGUUCAUGAUUGCUUAUUUUGGAUGCAUGAUCUGAAUAGAUCUCUUCUCUGUAGGCUGCAAGGGCCUGCAGGGCUGGUUUUUUGUAUAUUUGCUUUUUUUCUAUGAAAAAUGAUGUAUUUUUUACUAUUUCCUUUGUAAAAAAAAAGUUUACUGUAAAUGACUUUGUUUUAGCUUUGCAUGGUCUUCUCGAUGGGUUUAGGAUUUCAGACUGAUUCUCUAGCACCACAGCAAAGUAUCUCUACAGCAAAACAGACUGUUUUCCGGCUGUUUUGGUUUAUGACAUUUGUGGAAAUAAAACUCUUGAGAAUUAAAUGAGACCAUUUAGCACA